Messenger RNA from Momordica charantia (bitter melon), 1307 nucleotides. Its product is annotated as SPX domain-containing protein 1. NCBI's taxonomy places the organism in Eukaryota, Viridiplantae, Streptophyta, Magnoliopsida, Cucurbitales, Cucurbitaceae. The record is from RefSeq and is a predicted model, not a curated record. Gene Ontology annotation, biological process: cellular response to phosphate starvation.
AAAAAAAUAUAUAAAUCCUCAUCCAUCGCUUUGAGGGAAUAUUAUAAAAAACCCGAAAUAUGCCGAAAGGAAGAUAAAAAGGGAUAUUCGAAUUUCGAAGACAAAUUCUUCGAAUAUUCUUCCCUGACCGUUAUAUUCCAUUCCCCUUUCCUCUUCUCUUCAACUUCACCAUUCGAUUUCCAAAUUCCAAUUCCAGAUCCAGUUCCAAUUUCUCUCUCGUUUUCCCCUUCCAUUUCUGAUUCUCCGGCGCCGGAAACCGGGGUUAUGAAGUUCGGCAAGAGCCUGAGCAACCAGAUUGAAGAAACUUUGCCGGAGUGGCGGGACAAGUUUCUGUCCUACAAGGAGUUGAAGAAGAGGCUGAAGCUGGUGGAGCCUAAGGGCGGCGACCGCCCGAGCAAGAGGCCGAGGAUCGAUGCCGCCGGGAGUUCUGCAGAGUAUGGAGAGACGGACGAUUCGUCGAGCGAGGAGAUGAAUUUCAUUAGGUUGUUGGAGGAUGAGCUCGAGAAAUUCAAUACUUUCUUUGUUGAAAAGGAGGAAGAGUACAUCAUUCGAUUGAAGGAGUUACAGGAUAGGGUAGGAAAAGCAAUGGACUCCAAUGAAGAGAUGAUCAAAAUUCGUAAGGAGAUUGUAGAUUUCCAUGGAGAGAUGGUUCUCUUGGAGAAUUACAGUGCCCUCAACUUUACAGGACUUGUGAAAAUCCUGAAGAAGUAUGACAAAAGGACGGGUGCGCUCAUCCGCUUGCCCUACAGUCAGAAAGUUCUGCAACAGCCUUUCUUCACGACCGACCUGCUUUACACGCUCGUGAAGCAGUGUGAGAUGAUUCUGGACCUUCUCUUCCCUCUGAAUGAGCUGCCCUCUUCGGGUUCAAAUGGAGUUGAUGAAGUUGGUGCUCCUACAAAGCCAGCCACCACCAACAUUGAUGAUCUGCUCAAGGCAACCAAGGAACUUGCAGAGAUUGAGUAUAUGGAGAGUCUUUAUAUGAAAAGCACAGUAUCCGCAUUACGGGUCUUGAAGGAAAUUCGAAGUAGGAGCUCGACCGUCAGUGUCUUCUCAUUGCCACCAUUGCAAAUGAAUGGAUUAGAGGAUACAUGGAAGAAUGUUCCAGUGCUGGAAGAAGUAGCUAAGUAGAAGAUGGUUCGACUAUCAUCGACGUACAAGGAAGUUCCUUUCUAGUUUUGUAUGUCUUCCUUUSAUACUCGUAUGUGUAGUACUUUUGAUACUAACAGUAACACAUGUAAAACUGAAGUAUAAAGUUUAAAUGAUGCAGACUCUUAUAAAGGAAUGCUAAAUCAAAAUAUUAUACAGUA